ACUUACAAUAUGAAAUAAGUAAUUCAAGAAAACUUGAAGCCAGUGGAUAUACGAAAAGGUGCGAGCCAAAAACUCCAUAAAAGGACGAUGGGUGAAAAAAAAUAUAGAUAAAUUUAAAAAAAAAGUAAUAACUGAUAGAGAAAGAUAAACAGCUGGUUGGAAAUUAUAAUACUGAUCAAAUUUGAAUACCCACUUUGAAUAUAAUCAUAAAGGCAACAAUAUCUACGGUAUCUUCAAGAUUUAUGGACUAGCAAAUAGCAAUCACGUAUACAGUUAAAUUUAAUGAUAUCCAAUUAGGAACACAUCAUGUCCGCACAGGUUGAAAAUAUUAUAAAUGUCUAUAAGACAUUGUCAAAAAUACCUACAAUCAUCAGUGGCACCAUUAACAAUACCGGAACUAAGAUAGCAUCAAGAUGGUCUGUUCGCAAUAUUGACAAAGGAAAAAACACACAAUAUAUGAUCAACUAUGUGUUGAACAAUGAUUUAAAAGUUAUUGCAGAGAGUGACUUUGGUGUGGAUGUUUCAAAUGAGUUAAUGACAUCUAUUUCUCCAAAAGAGACUUACAAGGCAGUUAUAAGGGAGGAGAAAAAUGGAAAAGAUAAUAGCAAGAAGUUUUUCCUUGAAAUUUGGUCAAAGAAGUGUCUCUCACAUUCAAUUGAUUUGUUGGCUCUCGAAAUCCAUGGAGACGUCUACACUGAUGCCGAGUUUGGUACUUUGGAAUGGUCAUCUGAUGAAAAAUAUUUGAUUUACAUUGCUGAAGAAAAGCCAAAGAAGUCUGAGCCUUUCAUUAAGAGGAAACCAGCUGAAAAGGACAAGGAUGGCGCCAGCGGUGAUAAAAAAGCAGCACCAGGUGAAGAGUUUGUAUACAGACAGGACUGGGGCGAGCAACUGACUGGUAAGAAGAGCUCGGUCAUAGUGCAGUGUGAGGUAGAGUCUGAGACACUCACCAUACUUCAAGGUCUACCCGACAACAAGUGUCCAGGACAGGUUCGUUUCACUCCAGACGGGAAAGGAAUCGUGGGAGUGGUUUGGGACGCAGCUCGACCCCGGAGGCUGGGGCUGGUGUUUUGUACCAACAGGAUCAGUCAGCUGUUCUAUCUCGGCUUCGAUCGUACUUACAGACGGCUAAGUAAGGACCUAUGUGCGGUCCGAUCCCCUCGGUUCCUGCACAACGGUGACCUUAUCUGGUUGCAGCGAGUUCCCGACGAACCCCACCAUGCCUGCAUGAAGAUCGUCAAACUCACUAAGAAUAAGCUCAAUGAAAUAGUGUCCAACAAGCCGGCGAUCGGAAAUGAUGGCGUCGAGAGUGUGGUUGUCGAUAUAGUUGACACGAGCACGCCGCUGAUCAACGGAGAGUCGUUCUAUGGCGUGUACGCACAUAGCCUGCCGAGACGGUGCGAGCCAAGCAACGACGGCAGGGUUGUGUUUAGUACAGUCAGCGUCAACGAAGUUCGUUGCUACGUGCUGGAAGUAGCUAGCGGAAAGUUGGUGGAUAUAUCUCGAAAAAAGCGGGGAUCAACCACAAUCCUCUGUGCUAACGGCGAUAUGUUACUGGCUUCCUUCUCAAGCAUCACCACUCCGGCGCAGUUAUACGUCGCAAAGUUGCCCAAAGCCGGGCACGAGCACACCGUCGAUUGGAAGCGAGUGAACGACCCGGAUCUGAUACCGGAGCGACUUGCCAAACUGAAAGUCAAUCAUCUUAAACUUGAACAUAAGGAAUCUGAAGAUCAAAUAAAAAAGUUCACGGCCAUUGUGACACACCCGGACGAGGCGGACGUGUUCCCGAUGCUCGUGUGGCCGCACGGUGGGCCGCAUUCUGCCUUCGUUGACUCUUACUCGCUGGAGACUGCUUUCUUCUGCUUGAUAGGUUUUCGCGCUCUCAAAAUAAACUUCCGUGGUUCAACGGGACAAGGAGACAAGAAUGUACGCUGCCUUAUCGGUCACAUCGGCGAUUAUGACGUAAAAGACUGCCUUCUGGCCAUAGAAACUGCCACUAGUGGGAGCAUGGGACAAUGCGUCUUAUACGGGGGUAGUUACGGUGGUUUUACCGUGACGCAUUUAGCUGGACGUUACCCGAAAAUGUUUAAGGCUAUGGUGUUGCGAAAUCCGUUGGUAGAUCUUGCGACUAAGGUCAAUUAUGCUGACAAUCCAGAUGGGUGCUAUGCAGAGGUGGGUAGUGCAUUCCUGGAAUGUGGUGAAGUCCAAGAUCGAGACCUACUGGCGAUGCGGCAGUGCUCCCCCAUGAAGUUCGUGCAUGAAGUGUGCGCGCCCACUGCUAUCAUGCUGGGGUCCGGCGACAAGCGCGUGCCCUACUACCAGGGACUGGAGUACGCGCACAGGCUGUCCAGUAACGGGACUAUCAACAAGGUGUUCAUGUACGAUGACAACCACUCUCUCAGCUCACUGCCCGUGGAGAUGGACAACCUCAUCAACGCCGCGGACUGGUUCUUCACACAUCUGAAGGCCUAGCCCGCGAGACUGCGUUCCAUUUUGAUGAAGACCAUCAUCAUGGAAUAUUUUGGACUCUAAAUUGGUCCGCCGGUCGAAAUUACGAAUUCUGUGGUCUCUGGUGUGGUAUUUACAAAAAGUGUCAAAAUAAUGCUGCAACGUUUUGAACAGAAAUAAUAGCAUUUGUUUAAUAAAUAUAAAUGUGUAAGUGGUUAAUAACUAUGUAAUGAGGGUACUUCUAAAUAUUUUGAAAUAGUUUCCUAUCAGCCUGCUUAGCAAAGUUUUCUAGAAAAUCAUUUUUGUCCUUAAUACAUAAGUAUAAGUGUAUGCUAAAUUUAAAUAAAUUCAAUGUCUUAAAUUAUAGGUAGAUACUUGAUAGAAAUAUUAUCAUCUGGAACUUGUUAUUGGUAUGUACAUUAGGGUUUGGGUUGCCAACUAUACUGUUUUCAACAGUAUUAUACUGUUUUUCACUAAAUUAUACUUUUUACUGUUGAACAAUAAUAAAGUAUACAAAAUACUGUUUUCAGCAUGCAAACACAUUAUGUGUUAUACUUACUCGCUCACACUUGGUUUUAUUUAGUUAGAGGGCGUUCACUGCUGCACAGCGUGAGCGAAGCCACAAACAAAUCACACCGAGUUUCUGAACGAAUCUGUCAAUGUCAAAUAUUCAAGACUGUCAGUGACAGACAUGCGAGUGUAUGCGUUUUCGUUCUCAUUCUCAGCCCUCAGGACAUAUAACCUUUUUUUACGUGGACCGUGAAUUAACUCAUUUAUUUUAAUUUUAGUUAUAAUUGUAGGUGUAUAUGCGUAUGAAGUUUUAAACAAGAUUAAAUUAGUAAGUUGUGCGAAAAAAUAUUCAAAAAAAUAUGUAUUUAAAACAAUAAAUAAAUAAAAUACUGUUUAAUAUACUUCACAGACCUGAAUAUACUUUAUUUCUUGUAAAAAAAAGUUGGCAACCCUAAUUAGGAACGAGGCAUUGACAAUGUUUGACGGUUCAAUAACCACAAGUAAAUUAUUGUGAUAUGUUAUAACUAAAAAAUUGAGGCUUAAAAAAGCAUGCUUUUUGAGGGUGUAAUUCUAUGAUAUUGAUAUUAUGUUAUAUAUUCACAUAACAACUGACAAAAUAUUAAAACCGUAGUUUGUCUAUACGUUAGUAUAUUGUAAGUGUAUGGUUAACCAUAUAAGAAAGAAGAGGACAGCUUGUGUUAGUCCUAAUUAGGACGCACCGGAGGCGCGCCCUGAUGAAGUUUAUUUCUCGUGUUACGUUUGUAAAAAAAAAAAACAAAAUUGGAAUAAAAAAAGGUAUUAAGUAUUUGUUAAAUAACGUUUAUUAAAUAUCAUUAAAUUAUUUUUAUACAGUUAGAUUUUUUUUUAUUUUACAACUUAACAUAUUUAAAUUUAUUUAAUUCUCAUCCAUUGAUUGUGGUUCAGUAGAGACAUGAGUUACAAGAGGCUUAUGGUAGGUACCUGAAGAUAUACCCAUGGUCUAGUUGACCAACUACGAAGUCAGCCUCACCUUCCACAAUCGGCAAGUGCCCACGCGCCGCGGUAUGCCAUAGAUCGGCGCCAUCUUGUCGCGCGCGCGGCGUCUAUUUAGCGCAUUCAUUUUACGUGCAUUAAUAGAUUGCUUAUAAUUAACAUGAUAUGGGAGAAUAUAUAAGAUAACUAUUGAAACAAGCUAUGAGAUCAUGCAAAAUAAAUUAUCUUAUAAACAAAAUGAGAGUCAGAACUUGUUCAGGGCGUAGUGUGCCAAUCGGCACUUCCGAUUUUGGUGUAUAUGAAAGAUCUAGUGCCAAAUGGCACUGGCCGAUUUUGACUGAAAAGUCACUCUGAUAAUUUUGUCUAAUGAGUCAAAACAGGUAUACCUACCUUCAAAAAAAGCGCACACCGCAGUUAUAUAUUCUGUCGUAAUUAACAAAAUAUUUAUAUUAUAAUAUAAUCUUUGCACAUGUAUUAUAAGUAGAGUGUAUUUUCACUGUUAAAAUAAUCCUGUAUUUAUGUUUUUCUAAUCGAAGUACUGAUUUAUUAACCGUAAAAGAACGGACUUCAUACCUAUAUUGUGAUGAUGUACCUUUUAGAGACAUAUACCAAAGUAUUAGUAAUGAGAUGUCAUAUUUGGUGUUUAGUAAAGAUGUAGUAUGUAAUUUUUUAUGUUUUACACAUAUAAAAGUAAAAAUUAAGAAACCUUAGAAUAUGUUAACACUUGUUUUAACUUUAGAAAUUGCUGACGCACAAAUUCAUGCAUUUUAAUUGGAUAUAUGUAGUUCCUGAAAAACGUUCCAAGCCACAACCAUUACCUUUUAAGGAAUUCGUGUUUAAAGUUUAAUAAAGAUUUGUGUAUUCCAUACAUGUGGGUUGGGCUACUAAGUCAUGAUAUCAUUUAAAGAGUUACAGUAGGGAUGACACUUUUUUUCAGUCCGUUAAUAUGAAUCGCGUGACCAGUUUUGUGUUCAUAACUCAAAUACGACUUGAUUGUGAUUUGGAACGAUUUUGUGGACUUAUGUCCAAUUUUUAGCUAAAAUUAAUCGAAAAAAUCUAAAUGUCUAUUUAAUUAUAUUAUCUCAUAUUAAUAAUGCUCGUACUGUGAGAUGUGUUUAAGGACGCAUUCGGCGUCAAAUUUAUUCAAAGUACACGAGGGGCACACUGAAAUGAUCGGGAAUAGAAUAUUUCUGAUUGAGUUACAAUAAAACCUUUUUUAGAAUUUGAAUACUGGCCUCUUAGAACCUUAAUGAUAAUCAGAAAUGGGGCUCACGCGUGAACAUUUUCGUGCCACAAUUUAUCACAAUUUUCGUCGCGGCUUAUCUCAAGAUAAAUGUCUCAGUGAACUUGUUUCGAUUUAUGAUGUUAAAGCACCGAGUCAAACGACAAUAUACCGCUGGUAUGCCGAGUUCCGACGCGGUCGUGUGUCGCUCAGCACUGUUUCUUCUGCAGGUCGACCAAGAACAGCGGUCACGCCUGAAAACAUCGCAGCUGUGCAAACUAUUGUAUUAGUUGACCGUCAUGUGACAUACGAGCAGAUUCAGGCUGUUAUCAGUAUAAGAAUUAGUGCAAUUCAGUCGAUAUUACAUAAUGAAGUUUGUGUAAGAAAGCUAGUUUCCCGAUGGGUACCUCACAAUUUGUACAAAUCAACCAUUUUGUCAACAUCAACUUCUGACUGGAAUUACUGUUUUAAUGAUUGGUUUGCACGAAUUUAAAAGUGCAUUAAGUUGAACGGAGAAUACUUAAAAAAAUAAUAAAAUACAACUUACCUAUACUGUGCAUGUGGUUUUUCUUAUUCCCGAUCAUUUCAGUGUGCCCCUCGUAUUUUCAAUCCAUGAUGACGUCACAACACGACACUAAUUAUGGUGAGAGCGGGCCUCUAAACGCGAAACAGAAUCGGUUUUCGUAUAUAAGUAGUAGUAUUCAGGAAAUUGGAAAAGGCCACAAUUUAAAUAUAGGGUGAUAAAAAAAUACGUAUGUUUGUUUUUUUAUGCUGAUUUGAAGAUUUACAUGAUAUUUAUAUAUGUCGAAGGUAUAUUGUCAAAGCCGUGAUAUUAUAAUGAACGGUUUAUUGUCAAUCGACUUCAUUUCUUACAAUUUAACGGCCUGGUUUUAGUGACAUUGUAACGUCACGGGUAUUGUCACUGUAUUGAUAUUGUAAGGCAAACAUUAUUUGACAAUUUUACUGAUCGUUAGUUUAUGCGGCCGUCUCUGAUUGGUCUGUUUCUUUUAAUUAUUGUAUAUUCAUUAUUUUUUUAGUUACGCAUUAGUGUAAUCAACUAAUUGUUAUCUAAGCGAGUAGGCGUACGUUCCAAAACCAAAUUAACUCUGUCAAUCAAAACCCACGAGCCGAGCGUAGCGUGCCGCGGCAGCGGUCGGCGAGUGCCGGAUCCGAAUCGGCUCUUGUUCACUGCUUUUCCAACAAUAAUUUCAGAUGGAAAAAUGCAUAUACGCUCCAAUGUUUAUUAUUAUUGUUUUGCAAAUUGCGAAUGAAACAAAAAUAAACCAAUCAGAACGCUUGACGUCUCACAUUGCUAACUUCAUUUGUAAUAUACCUAGAUUUAUUAUAAUAUCACUAUAGUAUACCCGUGACAUUACAAUAUCACUAAAACCAGGCCGUUAAAUUGUGAGAAAUAAAUUCGAUUGUACAAUCUACUGGUAAGUUAUAAUAUCACUAGUGAAAUUGUAAUAAUAAUAAUAUUGACACACUUUUUACACAAAUUAUCUUGCCCCAAGUUAAGCAUAUAUAGCCUGUGUUAUGGGUUUCAAGACAAUGAUAUAUUUAAUACAAUAUACUUACUUAAACAUACAUAAAUUCAUAUAAACAUACAUAAAUACAUUUAAACAACCAUGACUCGGAAACAAACAUCCAUAUUCAUCAUAUAAAUGCUUGCACCUACCGGGAUUCGAACCCGGGACCUCUAGCUUAGUAGGUAGGAUCGCUAACCACUCGGCUAUACAGGUCGUCGUAAUAUCACGGCUUUGACUAUAUACCUACGACAUAUUAUAUAUAAUGAUUUCUUUUAUGUUAAGUUGAAUCAAUAUGUGUGUAGUUCCCCUAUUUGGAGGAUUUCAAGGAACCUUGAGCGGGGUCGCUGACUGCUGACGUCACUACACUGCACUCAUUCAUUACAUUGGUGAGAGCGGAAUAUGAAUAGGCCACAAAUAGUUAAAGUCAAAGUCAAAAUAUUUUAUUUACAUAAAAUCAAAAGCCUGCUCGUCAACGUCAAUCACAAAAAAUACAUAUUAAUUACAUAAAAGUUUAAACAUAUUUUCAAAACAAUGCAAACCAGUGAAACAACACAAGGCUGAACCAUAUAAUCCAUAAAAAACAACUAUAAUACUAUUUAAUUCCAUAUUGUAAUAUCGUCAUAAGUCUGCGUUUAAUAAAAGAUUUAAAUUUAUUUAUUGAUAAUUCAGAUACACUUUUUGGUGAUUUAUUGUAAAAUUUAAUACUAUCGCAUGCAAAAGAAUUGUUUAUUUUACUGAGCCUAGUACGGGGCACUAUAAGCUUGUAGUUAUUUGAUAUAUGUAUAUUCAUAUAUAUUCUCAUAAUUUUGAUAUAAUGCCUUUAUUUAUGUACAGUGUUUGUAUAUAUUAUUAUGCAUCUAUUUUACUCAAUACUAUUUACGGUUUAUUUUAAGUCAAUUUACAUUGUUUUGAUUUUUAACGUACAGACGUUUGUGUUAUUUAAAUAAUUUGUAAAAUGAUGAAGCAUUUAAUAUUGUAUUGUAACUCAUUAAUCUUCAACCUCUUCCGAAGAUGUGGGUAAAAUUUAUAACUUUUAACAUUGAUAAUGUUAGUCAGUUAUAUUUAAAAAUAUAUGCUGUACUGAAUAAAUAAUAAAAACAUUUAUUGGUUGUAGAAUAUGUAUCAAUCCACUCACAUUGUCAAUUGCGAAAAUUUUAUAGACGUCAAGUAUAUAUUAUAUCUAUUAUUAAUAGCAAAAACAGGGUUGUCGAUACAUGCAGGAUCGUACAGCCAGAUAUACUUGAAAAACUACCAAUCAAAUUUACGGUGGAUGUUCCCUUUGCGUGCUAAAGUUAUUUAAUUAUUUAUAACAAGGUCCCCAUUACAACACCCUCAGGUUAUAUCCAUCGUUAAAUUGUGUAUCUACGCGUUUCUAUAAAUUGAUUAAAAAUGUAAGUAGCAUAUCUACAAGAUUUCACAGUACGAGCUAAAUAUGUACCUAAGUGUGGAAUAAACUAUAUAGAACGGAU
Molecule: messenger RNA, 8147 nt
Organism: Leptidea sinapis
Lineage: Eukaryota; Metazoa; Arthropoda; Insecta; Lepidoptera; Pieridae
Product: acylamino-acid-releasing enzyme-like
Exons: 14
Coding region: 307-2469 (720 amino acids)
Biological process (GO): proteolysis
Molecular function (GO): serine-type endopeptidase activity
Source: RefSeq, a predicted model, not a curated record